AUGGCGACGCAGACGGAAACUGUGGCCAAGGGCCUUCCGGCGCAAUCGCCAACCGACAUUGAGAAGCAGCAGGUUCUUCAUCAGGAGCAUUCUCAUGUGCUGGACGACGAGAAGAGGCCUGCUGUGGCGGUCGAUUACUCUGGAGCUGCGGCCAAGACUGACCCUACGGAGAUCAAGCUCGUGAGGAAGUUGGAUCUCUGGGUGAUGCCAACUCUUUGGUUGAUGUACUGGCUCAACUACCUCGACCGCAACGCAAUUGCCCUAGCCCGACUCAACGGCCUCGAAAAGCAACUUGGCCUCAGCAGCGUCGAAUACUCCACCAGCGUCUCCAUCCUCUUCGUCGGCUACAUCCUCGGCCAGAUCCCCAGCAACAUGAUCCUCACCCGCGUACGGCCUUCCUGGUACAUGGGCGGCUUCAUGAUGGCCUGGGCCGUGGUCUCCGCCCUCACGGCCGUGGUGAAGGAUUACAAAGGGCUAGUGCUCACGCGCUUCUUUCUAGGUGUCGUCGAGGCGCCGUAUUACCCCGGCGCUCUGUACAUCCUGUCCAUCUUCUAUACCAGGAAGGAGCUCGCGACGAGGAUCAGUGUGUUGUAUUCCGGGAAUAUUCUGGCGACUGCGUUUGCGGGGUUGAUUGCUGCGGGUGUGUUCCACGGGAUGGAAGGGUUGCAUGGUCUGAAGGGGUGGCGGUGGUUAUUCAUUUUGCAGGGCGCGGUGACGUUCGUGAUCGCUAUGAUGGCUUGUUAUACGCUUCCCGAUGAGCCUCUUACGACGAGGUGGCUUACGCCUGAGGAGCGACAGCUUGCGCAUGAUAGGAUUGAGAGGGAUACUGUAGGUGCGAAGAUGCAGAGUAGUACUUGGGGUGGUCUGCGCGAGGCGAUUGUCGAUCCGAAGGUGUGGGUGUUUAUCUGGAUGCAGCAUUGCCAUCUUGCGACGAAUGGGUUCAAGAACUUCUUUCCCACGAUUGUGCAAACGCUAAAUUUCAACACGACGAUUACGUUGGUCCUGACGUGUCCGCCAUACCUCAUCGCUGGCAUCCUAUCCAUCGUCUGGGCGUGGAGCUCCGGACGUUUCAACGAGCGGACGUGGCACAUCACCAUUUCUAAAGCCGUUGCUGCUUUCGGCGCUAGUAUCAGCUUUAUCUGGACACCUUACUUGUGGCCCACGUCAGAUGCCCCAAGAUAUGUGAUCCCUAUGGCCAGCAGUGCGGCGUUUUGUGUGGCCUGCGCCGCUGGUGCAUGGUUGAUGAAGUGGAUGCUUGUGAGAGAGAACAGGAGGAUUCGGGCAAGCAAUUCUGAAGCCACGCUAUUUUAUGCCCAUUAA
Colletotrichum lupini is the source of this 1320-nucleotide messenger RNA. RefSeq names its product major facilitator superfamily transporter. Gene Ontology annotation, molecular function: transmembrane transporter activity. NCBI's taxonomy places the organism in Eukaryota, Fungi, Ascomycota, Sordariomycetes, Glomerellales, Glomerellaceae. Bases 1 to 1320 code for a protein of 439 amino acids. Gene Ontology annotation, biological process: transmembrane transport. The transcript has 6 exons. The record is from RefSeq and is a predicted model, not a curated record. Gene Ontology annotation, cellular component: membrane.